Messenger RNA from Musa acuminata subsp. malaccensis (wild Malaysian banana), 2435 nucleotides. Its product is annotated as heat shock protein 81-1. Gene Ontology annotation, cellular component: cytosol; protein-containing complex; perinuclear region of cytoplasm. NCBI's taxonomy places the organism in Eukaryota, Viridiplantae, Streptophyta, Magnoliopsida, Zingiberales, Musaceae. Gene Ontology annotation, molecular function: ATP-dependent protein folding chaperone; ATP hydrolysis activity; ATP binding. The record is from RefSeq and is a predicted model, not a curated record. Gene Ontology annotation, biological process: protein stabilization; protein folding; cellular response to heat.
GCCCCCCCUUUCCACUAUAUAUUCCACUUCUUUCCUCUCCACCCAUCCUCGCUACCCGAAGCCCUAGCGCCGAAGCCCUUACAUCUCUCCCUCGAUCGAUUUUGAGCGAAGCCAUGGCGGCCGAGACGGAGACCUUCGCUUUCCAGGCGGAGAUCAACCAACUCCUCAGCCUGAUCAUCAACACAUUCUAUUCCAACAAAGAGAUCUUUCUACGUGAGCUCAUCAGUAAUUCUUCCGAUGCGCUGGACAAGAUUCGAUUCGAGAGCCUCACGGAUAAGAGCAAGCUUGACGCCCAACCGGAGCUCUUCAUUCACAUCGUCCCCGAUAAGGCCACCAACACGUUGUCCAUUAUCGACAGUGGUAUUGGCAUGACAAAAUCCGAUCUUGUAAACAAUCUCGGUACCAUUGCUCGGUCAGGGACCAAGGAGUUCAUGGAGGCGCUGGCCGCUGGGGCCGACGUCAGUAUGAUCGGGCAGUUUGGAGUGGGGUUUUACUCUGCAUAUCUGGUAGCAGAGAGGGUCGUGGUGACCACGAAGCACAACGAUGAUGAACAGUACGUCUGGGAGUCACAGGCCGGGGGUUCGUUCACGGUUACCAGGGAUACCUCCGGGGAGAGCCUUGGAAGGGGGACAAAGAUCACCCUUUUCCUCAAGGAGGAUCAGUUGGAAUAUCUAGAGGAACGGCGCCUCAAGGACUUGAUCAAGAAGCACUCUGAAUUCAUUAGCUAUCCCAUUUCCCUGUGGACCGAGAAGACCACAGAGAAAGAAAUUUCAGAUGAUGAGGAUGAGGAGGACAAAAAAGAUACCGAGGAAGGCAAGGUGGAAGAUGUUGAUGAGGAGAAGGAAGAGAAAGAGAAGAAAAAGAAGAAGAUCAAGGAGGUUUCUCAUGAAUGGUCUUUGGUCAACAAACAGAAGCCUAUCUGGAUGAGGAAACCUGAAGAGAUCACAAAGGAAGAGUAUGCUGCCUUUUACAAGAGUCUCACUAAUGACUGGGAGGAGCACUUGGCUGUGAGACACUUCUCUGUAGAAGGCCAGCUUGAGUUUAAGGCCAUUCUUUUUGUGCCAAAGAGAGCUCCUUUUGAUCUCUUUGACACAAGGAAAAAGCUCAAUAACAUUAAGCUUUAUGUUCGUCGUGUCUUCAUUAUGGACAACUGUGAAGAAAUAAUUCCUGAAUACUUGAGCUUUGUCAAAGGGAUUGUGGACUCUGAAGACCUUCCCCUUAACAUUUCAAGAGAGAUGCUCCAGCAGAACAAGAUCCUCAAGGUCAUCCGCAAGAAUCUGGUCAAGAAAUGUAUUGAACUCUUCUUUGAGAUUGCUGAGAACAAGGAGGACUACAACAAGUUCUACGAGGCAUUCUCAAAGAAUCUCAAGCUUGGAAUCCAUGAAGAUUCUCAGAACAGGGCGAAGAUUGCAGAGUUGCUUAGAUUCCACUCCACCAAGAGUGGGGAUGAGCUGACUAGCCUCAAGGACUAUGUUACACGAAUGAAGGAGGGUCAGAAUGACAUUUACUACAUUACUGGUGAGAGCAAAAAGGCUGUGGAGAAUUCUCCCUUCCUUGAAAAGCUGAAGAAGAAGGGCUACGAGGUUCUUUUCAUGGUUGAUGCAAUUGAUGAAUAUGCUGUUGGUCAGCUGAAGGAGUUCGAGGGGAAGAAGCUGGUGUCUGCAACAAAGGAGGGGCUGAAGCUUGACGAGAGUGAGGAUGAGAAGAAGAGGAAGGAAACCCUGAAGGAGAAAUUCGAAGGGCUCUGCAAAGUCAUCAAAGAAGUAUUGGGUGACAAGGUGGAGAAAGUAGUGGUGUCUGAUCGUGUCGUCGACUCUCCCUGCUGUUUGGUCACUGGAGAGUAUGGAUGGACUGCCAACAUGGAGAGGAUAAUGAAGGCACAAGCUCUCAGGGACUCCAGCAUGGCUGGCUAUAUGUCUAGCAAGAAAACUAUGGAGAUCAACCCAGAGAAUCCCAUCAUGGAGGAGUUGAGGAAGCGAGCGGAUGCAGACAAGAACGACAAGUCAGUCAAGGACCUGACACUGCUGCUAUUCGAGACGGCUCUCCUCACAUCUGGUUUUAGCCUUGAUGAUCCCAAUACCUUUGGCAACAGGAUCCACCGCAUGCUGAAAUUAGGUCUCAGCAUCGACGAGGAUGAAAAGGUCGAAGACACUGACAUGCCGACGCUGGAGGAUGCUGAUGCAGAAGAGAGCAAGAUGGAGGAAGUCGACUAAUCUGGUCCAAACAUUGCCUCUUGAAUCCUUUGGCACUUCUUAACAGCUUAAGAGUCUCAUGGUGCUGUAGUUUGGUUCUUCAGGAAUUUGUUAAACCUUCUUUGCGCCUUAUGGCAAAGAGGUUCUUAUAUCUUCCACUUAUGCAUGCUUGGAUAACUUCUGUUAUUUUAUGUUAGAUCAGUCUAUGAUUUCACAAGUAGUUGAUUAAUUUGAAUGGCACAA